AUGGGCGCUCUCGUUUGGGUAUGUGAAUCAGGAGGCGAUUGGGGAGGUGGACGGGGCGGUUGUUCCUGCUGGGGUGCAGCUGCCAGUAGCAGGCAACGGUCUCGAGCUUUCCAGUCCGCCAGGGGCCGCGUUCCUGCUCACAGCCGUCCAAUCAGGAGGCGACAAGCGGCGCUACCAGCACGUGGUAAAGCUCUCGGGCACGGAGGUCGAAAUGAUACGCUCCGAAUCUGCUGCCCCUCCACGGGCCCUUCUCAGGAGACACAAGUGGCACCACUGCCGCUACCAACUCUACCCAUAUCCAGCCAAGGGCUGCAAAUACAGUGGGACGUGCUGAGCGCCAAUGCAUCCCAGUACACAGUGGCAGUGCGAGUGAGCAACACACAGCGCUACACUGCAGUCAGCAGCGACCCCGGGUGGUCCCUGCAAUGGGCAUGGCAGAUGGGCGAAAUGAUCCUGGAGUGCGAUGGGUGCCAGACGCUAAGGCAAGGAGACUGCACCUCAUGCCCCGCGUGCAUAGACAACCCCUCCAUCACCAACCCCUACUCCUGCGAUCCCAUCCCAACCAUCGUCGAUGGCUCCCCCCUGAACGGGUCUCUGUCCGCAGCAGCAUAUGACAAUACGUCCUCUUCCACCACGUUCACCAUGCUUCUGGCCAAGGCACAGCAGUACUGGGACCCCUCGCUGCUCACCUUCCCGGCCAACUUCACAGCACAAGUGUCGAAUCAGUCGCAGGGAUUCGCAUGUGAUCCCCCCACUGCCCUCUCCCCUGCGGCGCUUGAGACUGUGGUGGGCGGCAAACAGACCACGAACGCCAAAGCCUCUUACGUGGUGACAUGUGGCAUUGUGGCGGGAAGUGGGCCUCUCCCAACCUGCUCCGUGUCAGCAUCUGCCUUCUUCAACUCUUCGCUCGCUCCCAGCCCCUCCUGCGCCUGCGGCUGCUCCUCCUCCAACACCAGCCAGGGCGGCGGCCAAUGCGACGCCGCCAUGUCAGCGAGCACAGACCCCGCUGCGACCGUGCUAUUGGGCGAGGACCUGGCGGGGCUGGUGGUGCCGGGGCAGAGUGAAGGGAGCUGUGGCACCGGCUGUGGAAUACAAGCGCAUGUGACUGUAUCAGAUGCAGACGAAACAGGCUGGACCAUGCGCGUGGCGCUCUGGAACAGUGCGCCGCCCAUAAUCAAGAAGUGGACGGCAGUCUUGGCGUUUCCUCAGGGCUUUGCGGAAAACCUCCAGGAAGCUUCCUCAGUGGUGGCUCGAUUCGACUCGCCACCGUAUGCCGACAAUCUUAUGAUCUCAGGAGAGCCCAGCGUCAACGAGUGGCUAUUGGGCGAUGGUGGCAAUGUGCAAUGGACCCUGCGCUUCAACCGAACGCCCAACACAGCCGGUUACAAUGCCACGGGCGGGGACACUGUAGCUGUCAGCUCGUCUGUCUUCCCAUUGGCGGUGCUUGUGGGCGGCCAACAGUGCCAGAUGCCGGCCUUCUUGCCGACUGCUAAGGCCGCAGGGACGGGCUGGGGCGGGGGCUGGGGUGGGUGUGUGUUGUGGAGCAUGGCAGUGGCAGUGGCUGUGUGGGCGCUGCUGUGCUGA
This is a messenger RNA of Closterium sp. Yama58-4, 1584 nucleotides long. The record is from the annotation of a GenBank genome assembly. NCBI's taxonomy places the organism in Eukaryota, Viridiplantae, Streptophyta, Zygnematophyceae, Desmidiales, Closteriaceae.